Messenger RNA from Ostrea edulis (European flat oyster), 1667 nucleotides. RefSeq lists its product as uncharacterized. The record is from RefSeq and is a predicted model, not a curated record. Bases 607 to 1482 code for a protein of 291 amino acids. Lineage: Eukaryota; Metazoa; Mollusca; Bivalvia; Ostreida; Ostreidae. The transcript has 8 exons.
CCACUCUCCUUAUAAAAUAUCUUAAACACUGAAUGACACAGCGACUGUGUGGGAUUGCAUCAGUGUGUAUAAGUAGCGCUUUAGGAGCAUAACAAAGCUUCCUUUUUAGGGAAGUUGUUGUGGCCGAGUGGACUUACGCACUGGUUUGACAAUCUUGCUAGGCGGUGGGUGCCGUACGUCGCUGGUUCGACCCCGGGCUGGGGCGAAAAUUUUCAGUACCUAGUUGUGAUUAUUUAGUGCUUUAUAUAUUAAUUAAUUGAUUUUCACAUGUAUCGUUUAGAUCCUAGGGGUAAACGUAAGGUUGGGUGUUAUAAUUGUUUGUUUGUGCUUUAUAUAUAUAUAUAUCUAUAUAGCUAUAGCCAUAAUUGUGAAUAGCACAUAUGAAAAUGAGGAGUGAGCAUGAUGGUAAAAAUCAGGUAUCAGGGACUUACGCUGCAUCAUACUAUGUCGUCAUGGUAUUGUAAAUUUUGUGAUAAUGUGCCCAUAGCAACGAGUUUAUCCGAAAGUAUUCUGACAAGGAUGGUUUAACAAAGAAACAUUUACUAGUAUUUAGUCAUGGAUACAUAUAUAAGGAAAGUCUGUGGGUCUGACAUAGAGUAGGGCGAGAUGAUCUCCUCGAUACUAAUGCUUUCGACCUUUUUGUGUGUUGGAACCCAGGUGCAAUCUUUAUCUUUUGACUACCUUCAGGAUUUCGUCGUGGAAGGUGGACGUCCGCUCACUGUAAAACUAAAUAGGAAAGGCGAUACGCGGAGCAUAGGUUUCCGGUUUGAACGUGAAUGUAACCACUGUACCAGACUGAGUGCCACGUUCCCUGUGAACUACACUGUUCGUGGAGAUAGCUUCACUCUACAGGCCACGGAGAAUGUCGUGGUAGACGAAUUGUUUCUCAUUAAAGUGGUGGCUUUUGACAAGACCAAACCGAACGAAAACCUGCAUGUCCUUCGCUUCACAUUUGUCGACAAUGACGACAUCCGCCAUCGUUUGGCUGAGGGAAGCCUACAGAGCUUAAGUCAUACUAUAAAGCAUCCGGCAAACUUACCGCUCACAACGUACUCCUUCUCAGACGUAAUGGAUCAGAGUUUCAAUACGCAGUGGAACAGACAGCCUACUAAAGUCACAUUUGAAGUAAAUGAAGGGGGUUCUAAACAGAUAGCUAUCGUUCCUAAAGACGAUCAUAUCGUGGAAGGUGAAACUACGAAAUACGUACUGGUCAUCAAAAAGCUCAUUUCCUGUGAACCCGUUCAACACUACUACAAACACUUCGUGGUGUCGGUCAGGGACAAUGAUGUCAAAGGAAAUUGGUUACCUGUUGGUGAUUGGUCCAAAUGCGAAAAGAUCGAUCAAAAUAGUCCAUUCCAGGAUUGCCGGCGCAUGCGCUCACGAUCGUGCAGUGCUCCCGAAUCUGUGUUAGGAAAACACCCAGUAUGUGAUGGAUCGGAAAUGCAAACGGAGAGAUGUGAAUGUCCUCCACGUUUCGGAUAGGUUUACUAUGCCUUAACGUUAGUUCCGAUCCACUAACUCUCUGUAAUAUUUUAAUUUAUUAACUAGCUAUAGAAAAGUUCAUUGAAUUCCUUACCCGUGUAUCUAUAUUCUGUUCACAGUGUUGUCGUUCUUGUUACUGUUUGAAACAUCAGUCUGUUGUGAGGUCAAUAAAUAUUGUUACAUGG